AUCCCGGGGCCAUGUAUGAAUUCAUUACCCACUCGCCUGGCCCAAUCCUAUCCCAUCUUGUCCUUAAUGUGCGUCUCCACCUUCGUCAAUCGCUCGCCCAUUUGCUCCUGCUGUGUCUGCAUCUCCCUCAGCUGCUUUUGUAUUCCUUGCAAGGAGGGAGACAAGAGACUCGAAGUGUAAGUACGUGGAUGGAUCCAGCUCCUGCCUUUUCACCUGACAGCAUCUCGAAUUGGGAAGAGUGAUUGUGGACGAGGGCUGCAGUACAUCAAAACAGACACCUUUUCCCAGCCUGCCUGCUUUGUGGGUUUGAAAGUGAUCCUGUCUCACCAGUCAUGAUGUCCGGAGAUGUCGUGUCGUGAUGGUCUGCGGCCUCCAUCCACUUCUCGAUGCUGUCCUUGAAAUCGUCGCGCGCUCCACGCCUCCAACGUCUCUUGCCCUCAGUGUCCUCAGAAGACUCCUUAACCAAACACAAGAAGAACAUUCGGACGAAGUUGCUAUGUCAUUCACCUUUCCUCACUUGUGACGUCACAUAGUUGUAGAGAAGGAACACGGGCGCCAAAAGGAUGACACCGAUUGUGCGCAAUGCCUCCCAGUAGUCUCUCUCCUGCAUCUUCUUCUGAAUCUUUUCAUAUCCUUCGUAGAUGAAUGCGGGUGUGAAGGCGACGGCGCACAGGAGCGCAUCGAUGGUGCAGUAGAUGACUUUCAUCGACCAGAAGGCAAUGCGGCAGAGUGCCGACUGACGUCCGCUGAUGAGGUUGGCGAGAUAGUGCAAGGGCUCCGACACGACCACAGCUGCACAUACACAUAUCAUGCUCACAUAUGAUGGAUGCAGUUGAUGUCUCUUGAGGCACCGACCGAUGAGGUUGAAUGGCGGCGGCAGCCGCUCGUGGACAGGAAUAGUGAGGUACUCAUUCAACACGCGGAUGCGCAGCAACCUGAAGAUGUGAACGGAGAGAGAGGGAGAGCCGUUGCAGAUGCGCCGCUUUCCUCUGUCUGUCUGUCUGCCUGUCUGUCUGUCUGUCUGUCUGUCGGAUCUUUUUUCUUGACUCACUGAUACUGGGCAGCCUGCGACUCCUCGAUCACCGCAUACGUCGAUGCCUGAUGGCCACACAGAUACACACCGACAACCGACACAGACAUGAAUUGAGCCCCCCGUGUCUGUCUCACCAUGAUAGCGAUGAGCAGGUUGAGCUAUCGAUGCACGCGGGCAGAGAGAGAACAAGGAUGGGACAGGAAUGGAGUCCUUGGGUGUGUGGCUUGUCCAUCGGUGCGUCACGUACGAGUAUGAUGGAGGAGAGGAUCACGUAGGUGAACAGCAGGACGGCCCCCAGCGUGUCGUUAUUGUCGAUGGCAUUGUUCAAUGGGUCGCUGAAGUCGCCAAGACCCGCGUAGAAACUGCACAACGCAAGGUAGACGGAGAGAGCCACGUGUCUCUUUUCCGUGUGGCUUCUCUGCUGCCAUGCGCACAGUGUGAGUGUGGCUUUGGGGAAGGAGCCGAAGUGUUGAUGGUCUUCGUCGGACGAGAGGACGGUGAAGAUGCCCGCGAAGACCAGCAGGAUGUAGACGUACAGACACAGAAACAUGCUUAUGUCCGACAACAUCUUCACCACAGCUCUGACACACACACCGACGAAGACAUGACAGCGUUAUGUCUCUCCGUGGCUGUGUGUCUUCUGUGUGUGGUUCUCUCUCUCACGGACAGGAUGAGUGGUCCCACGGUUGGGUGAAGGCUGGCGGUUUGGAGGAAUCGCAGGGCAAAGAGGAGCGCAAUCAGAACUCCUGAACCGAUCUCUGCUCCCGCCGAGUAGCCAGUGAAGUGGAUGGUAAUGAAGCCGACGAUCGACACGCCGCUUGCAAAGUCCACGUGAUUCCUUUACGAAUGCCCACACACACAACGGCAUAGGGAUGAAUUCUGGAGCACGAAGACUGAUAUGUACCAUAUGUCUCCCCAGUACGCUGCCUUGAGACGUAAGGCCUGCGCACACAUAGAGAGUGCUGAUGAUCAGGCGUGUCUCCCCCGCUCCUCUCGUCUGUCUUACCUGGAAGACCUCCAGAAGUAUGAAGCCAGUGCCGGUGAGCACUGCUCCCCACAGCCACAUCGAGGGCCACACCCACGGCAUCAUCACAUCGCUGUCUCCCUUGAUCGACUCGAUGUGCAGCAGCACAAAGGCCACCCUGACAACAGACACAAUGAGGAGAUGCUGUACGUUUCUGUGCAUCGGUCUGUACGAAUGGGUAUAAGUCUCACAUCAGCAGCAUUGACAGCACGCGGCUGAUGAAGACAUCACGGGGUGCGAGUUUCAUGCUCCAGUUUUCGUAUUCCUCCUUCCAAUGCUUCUCGACAAGAGAGAUGCAGUUGGCUGUCGGAGUCAUUGGCAGCAAAAUGGAAGGAAGGAGACAUGAGUUGCCUGACACACAGGCGGACAGGAGGACAUCUCUUGUGUGGAUUACCUUGUGUGACGACUUGGAGUGGCUCUGAGGACUCAAGCAGCGCAAACCAAUCUCUCUCUUUGCCUUCAAGUGACUUUCGAAAGACCCAGGUCUUUGUAUCGGCGCAGAAAGUGGCUAUGAGUGCCUGAGUCAAUCCCACAAUGCGGGGAAGUAAAAUCACCGCAGACGUUCCUCCCUGUCUCUUUACCUCGAGCCAAUUGCCUAUCUUUGCCAGGUCAUCUGUGAGGGAGUCACUCGAUCGUGUCUGCAUCAGCCGACGAAAAACGGAGCAGCAGCGAAGGCAGUCGAGGCCCAGCGACUCAGAGCGGUCCUUCAGGAACCCCUUCGCGAAGGGCACCACCUCCUCGAGAUCCUGUGCCGCCACAUCCGGCAUUUUCGCGCCUCGCUCGAGCAGCUCCAUGACCACAUCUCCAUCGACGCCGACCAUCGCAACGACGACUUUCGGCUUCUUGAGGGCAAAGUCGAGAGGCGUCUCUCCGUCCUGUUACAGUCAUGAGGUCACCAGCAGAGACAACUUCGACACACAGCUUGAUAUGACGACUUACAUCGUUUUUUAUCUUUAACAGAUCUUGGUUUUCGUUCAGAAUCCACUCGACCACAUCGGAAUUGCCCCGCACUGCAGGAAAAGAGCGAAACCAUGAUGAGGACUUAUGCACCUGUGUGGUCGUCAUUUGCAGGCCUGACUGACUUGCUGCGUCGUGAAGAGGCGUCCGCCCAUUCUGAACCACAGCAUGAAUGGGACGCUUCCUAAGUCAUGCGUCACUCGACAGGUCAUUGUCCUGACCUCGCUCAGAGCUUCCAGGAGCUCCUUUCCGCCCCACUCGACAAACUUCUCCACAACAUCGACUGACCCGCGUCUCGCUGCAAAAUGAAGGGGCGUUCUGCCCUUCUGCAAAGCCGCAGCAGUGAAGCGCACAAUAGGUGAACGGACUGGUGAAGCAGGGCGAAGGAAAGCCUCAAACACAAUACCUGAUCUUUCAUGUUGAGAAGGUGCUGCCUGUCGUGCAGCAGCACCUCCAGGACAGCCACAUCUGAACACUUCACUGAGACAACACACGCAUGGGCUGGCUGCGUGGCUCCACCAUGUAUGUUUUGUUAUACGAUGAUGUGUACAUGCGGCAUAAUGGAUGGCAGAGUCGCAGCUGGCCCAUUUCCGAUGUGCCCACUCUCCAGUCGUCAGCACUUUCUCGGCUUGCUCAGGCGACAGACCGGCGAGGGCAUUCCGCAGACCCUCCACAUCUGAUGCAUCGAUGACCUCUUUGAUGCUGUCUCUCAGCGACUGAGUCGGUUCCCAAUCGUCGGCGGCCGGGGCACCCACCAAGGGCACCUGCAGAUGAAACACAAACGACCAACAGACCUCUGAGAGUGUGUGACCGUGCCACUGCCCGCAUCACACCUGCUCAAAGCGUCUCGGUGCCUUGGUGAUGUCAUCGGUGACGUCAGGCGGCUGGGGCUCCACCAGCCCCUGCUCAUCGUCAAGCAGCAGAGGGACCUGGUCACUCGCUUGACGGGAGGCCGACAUCUGCAUUGUAAUUUAAGGGCAUAUCGGCCGUGUGUCGAGACCUCUGACUUUCACGAUGCCUGCCUUUCUGUCAUUGAUGGGCUUCUGUGCUUCGGCGUCCGACGCAGCAUCCUCGACUCGCGGCAGCUGGAUGUAGUGCCCCUCAUGAGCAGCUUUGUCGCCCUUCCGACCCUGCGGCCGCUGGGGUCGCUGCUGGUUCACAAAGCCCAGCAUUUUUGGGAUGGUUUUUCCCUCCUCACCCGAG
This is a messenger RNA of Vitrella brassicaformis, 4217 nucleotides long. The record is from the annotation of a GenBank genome assembly. NCBI's taxonomy places the organism in Eukaryota, Vitrellaceae.